Molecule: messenger RNA, 3595 nt
Organism: Lotus japonicus
Lineage: Eukaryota; Viridiplantae; Streptophyta; Magnoliopsida; Fabales; Fabaceae
Exons: 11
Coding region: 972-3419 (815 amino acids)
Biological process (GO): snRNA processing
Cellular component (GO): integrator complex
Source: RefSeq, a predicted model, not a curated record
GUUCACCGAAGACGUGGGGGCCUGGCCGGGAGAAGGGCUUGUUGAUGGAGAAAAUUGAUGGGUUUGUGGUGGUUAGGGAUCCACUGCGCCGUCAUGGUGUGCAUGAGGUUUGUGAGCUUGAAGGUGGUUCUGCACUUCUGGAACAUGAUUUCCACUUCGUUUGCUUCUGGUUUCACCAACCUUUCCAUGGUGGUUUGGUACUGAACUAGAGAAACAGAGAAAGGUUCUUUGCUUUGUGUUCUUACUUGUUAUUCUUGCUCUUUCUGUUCUGACUUUGGAUUUAUCAAAUCAAUUUAUUAUGGAUGAAAAUAGUUGCUUGCUGGAAGGGUGCUGUUCUUUCUUUCCUUUGAAUCAUUUCCCUAUUUUUUUUUAUUGAUGUUUACAAUUUCUUUGUUAAUUGAUUAUGAUUAUUAGGGUGACAAGGUGCUAAUUAAUAUAUGGUUGUGUAGCAUGCUAGUUUGUUGGGUUGUGACUUUGACAGGGAGAAUGCUAACAUUGACAAUGAGGGAAUGGAGAAGGAUGUGAAUUAGUCUCCAACUAAUGUUAAGCAUCCUUGCAAAUUUCCUUUUUAAAAUUUGUUAGGAGGUUAAUCUGAUUGCUACUGUCUACUGCUUGACAUAAGUGCAUAAGCUUGAAAUGUAUCUCAUUUUUCAUGUUCUUGUGAAUGUAUCUUUGAUGGUUAGCUUGUAUUUCAAGUUUUUGCUUUUUUUCAAAGUCCCUUUUGGCAUCUAAACAAACUUGGUUCUUGUUGAAAGAAUUUAAUCUGAUCAAAUAAUUAUGCUCAUUUAUAUAUUUGGAGUUGAUUUCACAUUAAAGGAAUUAAAGCCAUUGAGAGUGAAUCAGAGAUAUAGCUUCAGGGAUCAACAGUAUAAUGGUUAAUCCUUCAUUACACUUCUUAGUUUCUAAUUCAAAUAUAUAUAAUUUUCUUUCAUCUGUUUGAGUUGUUCAUACGUUAAUUAUGAACUAUUCCCAUGUGGUUAUGUGUUUCAAUCAAUAAAAUCUCUGUUUUCAUUGGUGUACAAACUUGCCCAGGCUCCACAAAAUUCUUGGCUCCGCCACUGGUUGCAGGUGGUGAACUGAAGGCAGCACUAAGAACCAGAGGGUGGAGCGAAGCAGACGGAAGAGGACGUUGCCUGCGGCGAGAUGUUUGCCUGAGUGCUUUCUCCCUCUCCCUCUCCCUCUGCUUUCAUUCUUGUUUCUCUUCUCAUCCGCGUGUGGUGCUUCUCUUCCAUAGCUACCAGCCACCUCUACCUGCUGCAGGAAGCUACAAGAGGCUAUCCAUUUCAUUCCCUAUGAAGUUUACUUGUUUGAGUAAAGGGGAUGGCUUUCACUUUCCACCUUGUCACAUGCUGGAAUUUUGUGGGAUUAGGAUCUUAUUGGAUUGCCCACUAGAUCUUUCUGCUCUCAUAGCCUUCUCCCCUGUUCCUAAUGCUUCGGAUGUCUCGUCAUUUGAAGAAAGCAACAACACUGAGGCCAAUAGUUUUCUGAAUUCAGUGGCUCAGUCUCAAAAGAGACAGAAAAUUGACAAGCCCCUUGAUGGUAAAAGCUUGCUUUUCGCAGAACCUUGGUACAAGACUGUUAAUAAUUUGCACCUAUGGAAUGCCUCUUUCAUUGAUGUUAUAUUAAUCUCCAGUCCUAUGGGCAUUAUGGGAUUGCCCUUUCUUACUAGAACGAAGGGUUUCUCGGCUAAGAUCUAUGUAACGGAAGCAUCAGCCAGAUUAGGCCAACUUAUGAUGGAGGAACUUGUAUCAAUGCAUGGUGAGUUUAGGCAGUUUUAUGGACCGGGGGAAUCUAAUUUCCCUCCAUGGCUGAAGCAGGAAGAACUUGAAAUGCUUCCUUCGAUAUUGAGAGAGAUAAUCUCGGGAAAAGAUGGAGGAGAGCUGGGUGGUUGGAUGCCCUUGUACAGUGCUGCAGAUGUGAAGGACUGUUUAUUAAAGAUUCACACACUUAAAUAUGCCGAGGAAGCCUGCUACAAUGGUACGUUGGUUAUAAAAGCAUUCAGCUCUGGUGUAGAAAUAGGCAGUUGUAAUUGGAUUAUGAAUGGUCCAAAGGGAGAUAUUGCUUAUCUUUCAAGCUCCAGCUUUUUUUCUGCUCAUGCAAUGACAUUCGAUUACCGCAGUCUACAGGGGAGUUGUACAUUAAUUUAUUCAGAUUUCUCAGCCUUGAGUGAUGUACAAGAGGUUGAGGCUGGGGAUAGUUACUCUAUUCGAACUGCUGAUGCAUUAUUACCCCAGAGUGUUCAAGAUUUGGACGAGUUCAACCUUAACUCCGAUGAGAAUUCAGAGGAAAAGGAAAAACUGGUUUUCAUAUGCUCAUGUGCUAUAGAGUGUGUCAAAAUUGGUGGUUCAGUUCUUGUUCCUGUCAACCGACUUGGAACUAUCUUGCAGCUUUUGGAGGAAAUUACAACCUCACUUGAAGCUUUGGCUAUGAAGGUUCCAGUUUAUAUAAUUUCUUCCGUUGCUGAAGAAUUGCUGGCAUUGCUUAACGUCAUACCAGAGUGGCUUUGCAAACAGCGGCAAGAAAGACUAUUUGCUGGGGAACCAUUAUUUGCGCAUGUCAAGCUCCUAAAAGAGAAAAAGAUACACGUGGUUCCUGAUGUUCUGUCACCUCAACUUUUAAUGAAUUGGCAAGAGCCAUGCAUUGUAUUUUGUCCUCACUGGACUCUGCGUCUGGGUCCUGUUGUUCAUCUGCUUCAACGUUGGAGAAGUGAUCCUAAAUCUUUACUUAUUCUUGAGGAUACUGUGAAUCCUGAGAUGACACUCUUACCUUUCCAGCCAGUUGCAAUGAAGGUUCUUCAAUGUAUGUCCCCCUCUGGAAUAGGGUUGCAGAAAGUUCAACCUUUGCUGAAGAUAUUGCAGCCAAAGACUGUUCUGUUCCCUGAAGAUUUGAGGUUGCACGUCAGAUUUCCAAGUGAAAAGUCUUUCUCAGUUUUGUAUUAUACUGAAGCUGAGACUUUAAAAGUGUCAUCUCAAAAAGACAAUUCAGAGUUAAAAAUUGCAGCUGAUUUGGCUUCCCAGUUUUAUUGGAAAAACUUCAAAAAUGAAGGAAUCAGUAUCGCAAGAUUAAAGGGGAAGCUAUUAAUGGAAAAUGGUAGAUAUCACUUGCUGAUGGAUGAUCAUGAUAGAAAUUCCUCAAGAAAUAUGCCUUUGGUACAUUGGAGUUUACCGGAUUCAGAAAAGCUUCUGGCUGCAUUAUCCAAAGUUAGCAUCAAUGUGGAAACUAUAAGUACAAAUCAAAGACAAGCUGCCAAGGAACAUGGUAUGGAUGGUGCACAAACUCUGUGUACGGUUCACACACUGGAACCAUACAAAGCCCUAAUAGAGAUCGGAACCGCCAGUACUAAUAUUACCACUGCUGAUCCGAACGUGGCUUCUGUAAUUUAUAAAGCUAUAGACAGCAUUUUGAAUGAGGUUUCUUAGCCCAAGUGAGCAUUACCGAUGCAGCCACGCUAGUAAAUAUAACUGUUUUUUUAAAGUCAUUUUGGGUGCUAGGAGGUUUAUACAUCAUAUGGCCUGAGGAUGUAUUUGUCUGUUAACUUAACCUGUUUGUGGAAAAGGAGUAGAAAAGUAAAUGUGCAAGCAAUUUUUACAUUUGA